Lottia gigantea (owl limpet) is the source of this 1269-nucleotide messenger RNA. RefSeq lists its product as hypothetical. The transcript has a single exon. Bases 1 to 1269 code for a protein of 422 amino acids. The record is from RefSeq and is a predicted model, not a curated record. NCBI's taxonomy places the organism in Eukaryota, Metazoa, Mollusca, Gastropoda, Lottiidae.
AUGGCGAGUGCUCAGUUGUUGGAUAUUGGUAUGAAAAAAACUAAUAAUAAUCCUUCUGUUGGAGCGAAUAAUCAAAAAGGGAAGAAGAAACAUGAGGUUCCUUCAUCUCCAAGUGGUUCGGGUUCGAAAGGUUCUGAUUUGCAGUUACCAGGUUCGAAUAUAUCAAAAGGCAAAACGAGUGUUGUCGAUGUAAAUAACAAUACCGCCUGUUCGAGUCAAUCGGGAUCGAAAGCACUUUCCAUUAAAAACGUACCUUCAGAUUCUGUAGACAUUUUAAGUGUUUUGAAGGCAAUUCAGGCAAAUCAAAAUACACAGAAUGCUAAAUUUGAGUCUCUAGCAAGUAAAGUUGAUGAAAUGUAUUAUUGUGAUGAUGGUAACACUGGCUAUAAUAAAGAUGAUGAUCUUUUAGCUGCAGAAUAUGAAGAUGACCCAAAUAAUUAUGAGGGUUUAGACGAUACACUUCUUGAGCCAGACUAUAAGAGACCUCGUCUUGAUGUUGAUUCUGAGAUACCCCCUUCUAGUGAGACACGUGUGUCCAGGUUUUCUCAAGCUGGCAAAAAGUUACGUGUGAAGGAUAAAUGUGAUGUUCCAGUUAAUGAUGAAUUAGCUUCAUUGGUUGAUGGAUGGUUCCGUGAGGGAAUCGAAGAAGAUCGUUAUUUUGAAUUGAUCAAGACCAUAGCUCGACCAGAAAAUUGUACUUCUCUAGUGAAUAUAAAAACCAAUCAACUUGUUUGGGAAUUUUUGGCAGCUUCGACUAAAAUAGCUGACAAGAAAAUACAGAAUGCACAAACGUCACUUGUUAAAGGUGCUAUUAUCUUGACCAAGUUAACUGAUGUCUUGGGAUAUGCUCCUAACGAAGGUUCAGAUGAAAAUUUGGAGAAAGCUUUGGAAGCUUUAGCUUUACUUGGCCAUACAAAUAAACAAUUAUGUUUUAUAAGACGAGAAAACAUGAAACCAGACAUAAAGGGUGAAUAUUCUCAUCUUUGCAGCCAAACGCUCAAGUACACUGAUCAUCUAUUUGGUGAUGAUGUGUCAAAAACUGUUAAGGACAUCUCAGACUGUUCUAGGAUCAGCAAUAAAAUUUCUCAAGGUCGAGGAUUCAGUAACAAUCGUGCAAGAUCAGCACGUGGUAGAGGUUUUCGUGGAAGAUUUAGUAGAGGCCAUUUCCGUGGUAGAGGUUUUGGUGCAAGUAGCUCAAAUUAUGGUGCUUCAAAAAACUUCCAGAAGAGAGGGCAAGGUCACCCCUCACCGAGCCAAAAUAAGACCUAA